This is a messenger RNA of Juglans microcarpa x Juglans regia, 853 nucleotides long. RefSeq lists its product as uncharacterized. The coding region runs from base 35 to 787 and encodes 250 amino acids. The transcript has 3 exons. The record is from RefSeq and is a predicted model, not a curated record. Lineage: Eukaryota; Viridiplantae; Streptophyta; Magnoliopsida; Fagales; Juglandaceae.
AUGUACUUUGUACCAUUAAUUAGACUAAUCUUCAAUGGCGCUUCCAUCCUUUACUGCUCUCAGUAUUGUUUCUCUUUCUUCAUUCUCUCGUUAUUUUCCUCAUAACGAUACUACCACGUUUUAUUAUUCACCAUCUCCAUACCCCAAAGCUCAUUCUGCAAAACCCUGCAAACCCACGAGAAACUUUUCCAACUAUUCCUUCCGCCUUUCGUAUCGGUUCUCUGCUGUGGAGGAUGAAGAUGACAGAGAUGAUUAUGAAUUUGAAGAAGCGGUCGCGCUCUUCAAUGACAGAGAAUACUAUAAAUGCCAUGACUUUCUUGAAGCUCUCUGGAACGACGCCCAAGAGCCUACAAGAACUCUGAUUCACGGCAUUCUGCAAUGUGCAGUGGGAUUUCAUCACCUCUUUAAUCAGAACCAUAGAGGAGCCAUGAUGGAGCUGGGAGAGGGACUAUGUAAACUGAGAAAGAUGGAUUUUGAGAGCGGACCAUUUCAUGAGUUUGAGCGAGAGAUAUCUGCAGCUCUGGAUUUCAUUUACGAGACCCAGAUCGAAUUAGCUGCAUGCACUGAUGACAUUUGUCUUGCAAUGGAUCAAUCAGAGAGGUCAUACCAACUUCUUGGGGGAUACGGUGCUGGACAGCAUCUGUACAGUCUUCAAACCGAGUCUGAUCAAGUUACGUACAUUACCUUCUGCCCUCAGAGGUCUUAUUGCGUCAAUAAGCCAUCAAGGGUAAAGCUUCCGAUCCUUAAUGCAACCAAAGAACACCUCGUAGCUUUCGAGUACAACUGAUUCUGUUGUUAUUAACUCCACCAUUUUUACAGGAUUCAUCUAUAUGCUGUAUUCAUCUUACUUUCA